Messenger RNA from Lindgomyces ingoldianus, 1266 nucleotides. RefSeq lists its product as uncharacterized. Gene Ontology annotation, cellular component: centrosome; Rad51B-Rad51C-Rad51D-XRCC2 complex; replication fork. The transcript has 4 exons. Bases 1 to 1266 code for a protein of 421 amino acids. Gene Ontology annotation, molecular function: four-way junction DNA binding; ATP-dependent activity, acting on DNA; single-stranded DNA binding. The record is from RefSeq and is a predicted model, not a curated record. NCBI's taxonomy places the organism in Eukaryota, Fungi, Ascomycota, Dothideomycetes, Pleosporales, Lindgomycetaceae. Gene Ontology annotation, biological process: double-strand break repair via homologous recombination; reciprocal meiotic recombination; DNA strand invasion.
AUGGCACAAACGGAAGCGCAAUCUUACCCUUCUGAAAUUCAGCUUGCCAAAUCAAUUCUCGCAUCUUCACUUGUGAGUGAUGAGGAUCUUGAUAGUUUACUUGAGCAUUCGUUUCGAGACAAGGCGAGGGCUGUUAAGGUUCUGAAGAAAGAAGAAGUGCUUGGGACUGGUAUCAAGAGUGUAGAUGACGCGCUGGGAGGUGGUUUGAGGAAAGGGUCUCUGGUGGGCAUGAGUGGGGAGGUGGGGUCUGGACAGGUUGGUCUUCUUUUAUCACUUUUAUCCUCACACCUCCUCGACCAUCCCACUUCCACCGCUGCCAUCAUCGACACUACAGGGAAUUUUGAUGUCUUACGCAUUUACACUAUUCUCGCCUCUCGAAUUAGAGACACUUCACCCAAUACGCUCGCCAUUUCUGAUCAAUCCAAUCCAGAAGAUGCAGCAGCAAAAGUUCUUGACCGCAUUAAGAUAAUGCGGGUGUUCGACCUUGUCGGCGUCAUGGAAGCGAUUAGCGAAAUUAGAGACGGACUGGAGAUGCCGCCAGUAUCUCUAUCAAGAAGGAGUGCCGAGGGUGCUCCAAGAAAUGUUGAAGAGCCGAAGAAGGUUCACAAGGCAGUGAUUCAAGAUAGUGAGGACGAAGGAGAGGAUGAAGAUGAAGAUGAAAUGUUGUUCGAGCCUAGGCCGAGGUCGAAGCCCAUCCUCGAUCCCGAGCCACCAAAACUUGCAGCCGUGAAAGAUCUAGAUAAUUCGGAUGCGGAUAUUGAAGGGAAAGUGGGGUUUAUACUGAUUGACAACAUCGCGCAUGUCAUCAACCCCCUUCUCAAGAAUAACUACGUCCAAGCGAAUGCCCUCCUAGCAGCCCUCCUCCAACGCCUAACCCAUCUAACCCACUCCCACUCCCUCCUCACCAUCCUCCUGAAUCCUGCAACCACCCCCCGGCCCCAAACCCAAACAUCAACACCAACCGCCCCUUCUAAUUCCGGAUACCAACCUCAACCCCAAAACCCGCCUCAGAAGCCUGUACUCCCCCCCUCGAUCUUCGCGUCAAACCACGCGCUACCUGCGCUAGGGAAUUUGUUUCCCAUGUAUCUAGACAUAUAUUUACUAGUAUCGAAGAUUCCGAGAAGAAAGGUGGAUGCGAGGGCUUGGUAUGCAGGGGAUGCGGGAAUGGUCAGUGUGGUCGAAGUUGUAAGCGAGCGGUGGGAGGGGCGGGCCGGGGACUGGGGAGUGUUUGUAGAGGAAGUGGAGGGUGGGAUUCGGAAUGCGUGA